This is a messenger RNA of Manduca sexta (tobacco hornworm), 3289 nucleotides long. RefSeq names its product glutamate [NMDA] receptor subunit 1 (gene Nmdar1). The transcript is spliced from 16 exons. Gene Ontology annotation, cellular component: synapse; neuron projection; NMDA selective glutamate receptor complex. Bases 212 to 2788 code for a protein of 858 amino acids. The record is from RefSeq and is a predicted model, not a curated record. Gene Ontology annotation, molecular function: NMDA glutamate receptor activity. Gene Ontology annotation, biological process: regulation of membrane potential; chemical synaptic transmission; ionotropic glutamate receptor signaling pathway. NCBI's taxonomy places the organism in Eukaryota, Metazoa, Arthropoda, Insecta, Lepidoptera, Sphingidae.
GAAUUUCUACGUUUGUCUAAUCCUCGUCUGGUCUACCCUUGUGUCGGCGGAUAUAGACAGGCGACGGUUUUCUAAUCCAACCUACUACAAUGUAGGCGGUGUGCUGUCUAGCAACGAAUCGAUUGCUUUCUUCAAGUACACAAUUUCAAAUCUGAACUUCAAAGACCAGUAUGUGCCCCGGGGAGUCACCUACCAUGAUUACUCUAUAUUGAUGGAUCCCAAUCCAAUAAAAACUGCACUUAACGUUUGCAAGGACCUAAUUGCUCAUAGGGUAUACGCGGUAAUCGUAUCUCAUCCUCUUACGGGAGAUUUGUCUCCUGCAGCAGUAUCGUACACGAGUGGGUUCUACCAUAUACCAGUGAUCGGAAUAUCGUCAAGAGAUUCUGCGUUUUCCGACAAAAACAUACAUGUAUCGUUUCUGCGCACAGUACCGCCGUAUUCUCAUCAGGCAGAUGUGUGGGUCGAUGUGCUUAAACACUUCAAUUACAUGAAAGUCAUUGUAAUACAUAGCUCUGAUACCGAUGGUAGAGCUAUUUUGGGAAGAUUCCAAACAACAUCUCAGAGUAUUGACGAGGAUGUGGAUCGUAAAGUGGUGGUAGAGCAAGUGAUAGAGUUUGAGCCUGGACUAGAAGCAUUCGGAGAUAGACUGUUGGAUGUGAAGAAUGCUCAAGCCAGAGUAUUUCUUAUGUACGCUAGCAAAACUGAUGCUGAAAUAAUAUUUCGAGAUGCAACUUAUCUAAAUAUGACUGCAGCUGGAUACGUAUGGAUGGUGACAGAACAAGCAUUAGAUGCUGCUAAUGCACCAGAAGGUUUACUUGGGUUACGACUAGUCAAUGCAACUAAUGAACAUGCUCACAUCCAGGAUUCUAUCUAUGUUUUGGCAUCAGCCAUUCGUGAUAUGAAUACUUCAGAAGAAAUUCACGCACCACCAUCAGACUGCGAUAAUUCAGGCUCUAUUUGGACAACUGGUCGUCUUCUAUUUGACUAUGUUAGAAAGCAACGAUUAGAAAAUGGAGCAACUGGAUAUGUGUCUUUUGAUGAUCACGGUGACAGAGUGUUUGCUGAAUAUGAUAUGGUAAAUGUUAGGGCGCAAGGAGAACACGUUGCAGUAGGCAAAUACUUCUACUCUCGGGAGUCUCAAAAAAUGCGCCUGGAAUUAAAAGAACAUGAGAUUAUUUGGAUGGGACGCAGUACUUCUAAGCCGGAGGGGUUUAUGAUACCGACUCACUUAAAGGUGUUGACAAUUGAAGAAAAACCUUUCGUAUAUACUCGUAAAGUAGAGGAUAUAAGCGAUUGUACCGUGGACGAGAUUCUAUGUCCUCAUUACAAUGCUACUGAAGAUACAGAUGAUUUAUACUGCUGCAAAGGUUUUUGUAUGGACCUUCUAAAAUAUCUUUCAAAAUCUAUCAACUUCACAUUUUCGCUCGCAUUAUCACCGGAUGGUCAAUUUGGAAAUUAUGUAAUUAAAAAUCUUAGUGUUCCGGGUUCGAAAAAGGAAUGGACUGGUUUAAUAGGAGAACUAGUUUACGAACGCGCAGAUAUGAUUGUUGCUCCACUAACUAUAAAUCCAGAACGUGCUGAAUUCAUCGAGUUUAGUAAGCCUUUCAAAUACCAAGGAAUAACCAUACUAGAGAAAAAGCCCUCGCGUUCUUCAACAUUGGUAUCGUUCUUGCAACCAUUUUCUAACACGCUUUGGAUUCUGGUAAUGGUGUCGGUGCACGUCGUUGCCUUGGUCCUUUACCUUCUGGACAGAUUCUCUCCAUUUGGAAGGUUCAAGCUAGCUAAUAUCGAUGGCACUGAGGAAGACGCCCUGAAUCUUUCGAGCGCUAUUUGGUUCGCUUGGGGUGUGCUCCUCAACAGUGGGAUUGGUGAAGGUACUCCGCGAAGUUUUUCGGCCAGAGUGCUUGGUAUGGUAUGGGCAGGAUUUGCUAUGAUCAUCGUAGCAUCGUACACUGCCAACUUGGCUGCCUUCCUUGUGCUUGAACGACCCAAAACCAAACUCACUGGCAUCAACGACGCUCGGUUACGUAACACUAUGGAAAACUUAACUUGCGCAACGGUUAAAGGGUCAGCAGUCGACAUGUAUUUUAGAAGACAGGUGGAAUUGUCUAAUAUGUACCGCACCAUGGAAGCAAAUAAUUAUGAUAAUGCUGAACAAGCCAUUCAGGAUGUUAAAAAUGGAAAGCUAAUGGCAUUCAUCUGGGAUUCGUCGCGAUUGGAGUUUGAAGCGGCACAAGAUUGUGAACUAGUAACCGCAGGGGAGUUGUUUGGCCGCUCAGGUUAUGGCGUUGGCUUACAGAAAGGGUCUCCGUGGGCCGACUUGGUCACCUUGGCCAUUUUGGAUUUUCAUGAAAGUGGCAUAAUGGAAUCAUUGGACAACCAAUGGAUUUUACGAAACAACAUGUUACAUUGCGAGGAAAACGAGAAAACACCAAACACAUUGGGUUUAAAAAACAUGGCUGGCGUGUUCAUACUUGUGUUGGCUGGCAUUAUCGGAGGAAUAGUGCUCAUAGUCAUCGAGGUGGUCUACAAACGGCACCAGAUCAAGAAGCAGAAACGAAUGGAGAUCGCACGACACGCGGCAGACAGGUGGCGCGGCGCCGUUGAGAAGAGGAAGUCCCUGCGUGCGUCAAUACUGCCGUCGCAACGCCGAGCCAAGUCGAACGGUGUGAAAGAAGCUGGAAGUAUAAGCCUCGCAGUGGACCGCGGGGCUAGAAGACGCGACGAGCCGAGAGUGCCAAGAUACCUACCUGCCUAUACUCCAGACGUUUCGCAUCUCGUUGUCUAAAUCACUACAAUAUGUGUUGUUCGUAGAUAGGUCAAUUGCAAUGUAGUAGGUACAUCGUACAGAUAAAAUGAUAAAAAUAUUGAUAACACUUCCAUGCUUACGUAAGGUUAUCACGAGUGUGACGGCAUAUGAUUUCUUGUGUUGUGAGUUAAAAAAAACUUAGAUAGGUGUUUGCCUUAUCAGGCCUCGAGGUUGCAAUUCGCAAUAAAUUUACUUGUUUUACACAGGGUAGGGAAGGCCAUUGAAUUUGAUAUGUUCAAAUUACAUAAUAUAUCUGUGAGUAGAAAGGCACUAAAUCGUUGUAUUUUAGGGUAAAAUUGAUGUCUAUUCUAUAUUCACUAAAAUUGUGUCAAAAAUUACAUAUUAUACAAAUGGAUGUUGUGAAAUCUAUAGAAAUCAUCGAAUCAUUUUGAAUUAUAAUUGUCCGUCGUGCUAAGUAUGAAAUAGAAUGAGUUCAUUAUUUUAAACGAAUCUAAUUAAUACAUGAAAUUUUAUUGAAGA